This is a messenger RNA of Acinonyx jubatus (cheetah), 1304 nucleotides long. It is a transcript of the gene CENPP, whose product is annotated as centromere protein P. Bases 280 to 1146 code for a protein of 288 amino acids. Gene Ontology annotation, biological process: CENP-A containing chromatin assembly. Gene Ontology annotation, cellular component: nucleus; chromosome, centromeric region. The record is from RefSeq and is a predicted model, not a curated record. The transcript has 9 exons. NCBI's taxonomy places the organism in Eukaryota, Metazoa, Chordata, Mammalia, Carnivora, Felidae.
CUAGCUCGGGGUGGACUGCUGCGCCCUGGGGCUUCGCUCCGGAGGCCGCUCGCCCUCUCGGAGCCCCGGGACUGCGGGGGGUCAGCUGGGGGCGGGGAGCGCCGCGACGGCCACGAGCCCGGGAACCUGCGCGCGCCCGCGCGCGGGUGGCAGGCCCCGGGCCCCGCUCCCCCGCCUCCCCCGCCGAGCUCCGCGGUGGUCUGCGCCGGCAGCGCGCGAGGCUUGAACCGCCCGAGCGGGCGCGCAGUCCCUCAGGCGGCUUCCCGUCGGCGCCGCGCCAUGGACGCUCGGCGAGCGGAGGUCCGCGCUUUGGAAGCCGAGAUCGCGGCCCUGCGGCGCGCGUGCGAGGAGCCGCGGACGCCGGGGGAAGACACCUCGCGAGCGCGAAAAUCCCUUCAAGAAAUACAUCAGUCAGAUUCUGGAGAAUGGGCCGCUUCAAAAGAUCUGAGAGGUCAUCUUGGACAUUUAGAAUCAGAACUUCUUUUUCUAAGCACACUUACUGGCAUCAAUAUAAUAAAUUACUCCAUGAAAACGGAGGACCUAACAAGCACUGAGAAUACAGAAAAGAGUAUAAAGAAAGUUCUGCAGAGACACAGGUUAUCAGGAAAUUGCCACAUGAUUACAUUUCAACUUGAAUUUCAGAUUCUGGAAAUCCAGAAUAAGGAGAGUUUAUCUUCUGUUAUUACUGACCUCAACAUAAUAAUGGAGCCCACCGAAUAUUCAGAAUUAAGUGAAUUUGUGUCUAGAGCAGAAGAUAGAAGAGAUCUAUUGAUGUUUUUCCGAAGCCUACACUUUUUUGUGGAGUGGUGUGAAUAUCGUAAGUGCACAUUUGAACACUUCAAGGAGAAGUACUCAGAAGCUGUGCGCCUCCCGGAGGGGGCCGCCUCCAGCUGCAUGGUGGUCCAGAGCCCCCGCCAGCCCGGGUUUGAGCUCGUAAUCGUUUGGAGGAUACAAAUAGAUGAAGAAGGGAAGGUUUUGCCGAAGCUGGAUCUUCUCACCAAAGUGCCACAGCAAGCCCUGGAGCUGGACAAGAACCGAGUCCUGGAAACUGCCCCCCUCGGCUUCCGGGCCCUGCUGGGCGUGCUGGGCAUUGAAGCCGCCCUAGAGAGCCUGAUUACGUCGCUCUGCGUGGGGGAAAACCACUAGUUCCUGGCAAACACGCAGUUUCAGGGACACCACAGGAGGCGGUUAGACCUUGUGCAGAACUAACGUGCAGUCCUCACUUUCCUUGAACCUGGCUGACAUCACGGCCGCGUCUUUGGCAUGUACAGUCUUUGAGUAGUAGUUGACGAUCUUCCCAUCCA